AUGCUCCGAAGAAACACCAGCGCCGCCCACAUCGAUGCCGGCGAGGAAAAGUUGAACCUCAACCCCGAGCAGUGGAGCACCCCCGACAAGGAGGGCCUCCUCCAGAAGCAGGGCCACGUCGUCAAGAACUGGAAGACGAGAUGGUUCGUCUUGCAGAACGAUAUGCUCUUCUACUUCAAGGACAAGAAGUCCACGUCGAAGCAGCCCAAGGGCUACAUGGCCUUGAAGAAUGCUUCGCUUCAGGCGACUGACAAGAGCAAGCGAACACAUGUCUUCGAAAUCAACUCAGCCAUCUCUAAGAACAAGAUCCUGUAUGUCCAAGCCAAGAGCGACUCUGAGAUGCAGGCCUGGAUGGACGCCAUUAUGAAGAACGCUCGGUCGUACGACAGCGUGUCGGCUCCCCUGGCUGUGCAACACAAGGUCCACGGAGGCUUUGACGGCGAGAAGGGCUUCACCGGUCUGCCGAAGGAGUGGGAGACCAUGCUCCGCUCGGCCGGUAUCGAUCCGGAGGAGUUCAACAAGCACAAGGGCGCUGCCGUCAAGGCGGUCGAGUUCUACCAGAACAUGAUCAAUGUGCAGCCUAACGCUCGUCCCGCUUCCUCCAACUCUCUGACUCCUCUGCCCGAGAAGAGGAAGCUUAGGCUUGAGGAGCUCGUCUCAAGUGACGAUCCCACACAGAGAUACGUCAACGAAGAGAAGAUUGGCGAAGGUGCUGCUGGUCAAGUGUUCGUGGCUCUGGAUAAGCGCUCGAACCGGAAGGUCGCCAUCAAGAAGAUGAAGCUCGACGACGAGAGCGCCAAGCUCCUGGCCAGCGAAAUCCACAUGAUGAAGAGCUCGAAUCACCCCAACAUUGUUGGUUAUAUCGACUCCUACAUCGUUGGAGGGGAGCUCUGGGUGGUAAUGGAGUUCUUGAGCAACGGCAUGCUUACCGAGUGGCUGGAGCAGUACCCCAACGGCGACUGCCACAUGGGCGAAGCCGAGGCUGCCUUCGUCUGUCGAGAGACUCUCUCGGCCCUCAAGUACAUUCACAGCCUUCACCGCAUCCACAGAGACAUCAAGUCCGACAACGUGCUCAUCGGUGAAGACGGUAGCAUCAAGCUUGCCGAUUUUGGUUAUGCCGCGCAGCUCACGCAGCAGAAGGCGAAGCGAACGACAGUGGUCGGCACGCCGUACUGGAUGGCUCCGGAAGUGAUCCAAGGAACGGACUACGACUACAAGGUCGAUAUUUGGUCGCUCGGUAUCAUGCUCAUGGAGAUGACCGAUGGCGAGCCUCCCUACAUGGAGUUCCCUCCCCUCAGGGCCCUCUUCUUGAUCACGACCCAGGGAAUCCCCGGCAUGAAGGAGCCCCACAAGUGGAGCGCCGAGUGCAAGGACUUCCUGAGCAAGUGUCUCGCCAAGGACAUCGGAGCCAGGCCCGACGCCGCCACUCUGCUCAAGCAUCCGUUCUUGAGCAAGGCCGGUCCCCCCGGCUGCCUGCUGCCGGGCCUGCGCAGGGCUCAGAAGCUGAAGGAUUAA
This is a messenger RNA of Acanthamoeba castellanii str. Neff, 1515 nucleotides long. Its product is annotated as PAKA subfamily protein kinase. The record is from RefSeq and is a predicted model, not a curated record. Gene Ontology annotation, cellular component: cytoplasm. Gene Ontology annotation, biological process: intracellular signal transduction; protein phosphorylation; regulation of MAPK cascade. The coding region runs from base 1 to 1515 and encodes 504 amino acids. Gene Ontology annotation, molecular function: protein serine/threonine kinase activity; ATP binding. Lineage: Eukaryota; Discosea; Longamoebia; Acanthamoebidae. The transcript has 15 exons.